GAUGCUUUCAACUAGUGUAUCAAUUUCCGUUCAACCCGGAUCCGCUCUUGUUGAUGACAGUGUUGACAUUGUUGUCAAAAAUCUUAAACCAAAACAAAAAGUUACUAUAGCUUCAUACUCUAAUGAUUCUAAUGUAAAAAUGGUGUCCAAUGCCUAUUUUGAGGCGAACGAUAAUGGACAAGUAUCUUGUACGAAUGAUGAAAGUUUAGGUGGAACAUAUAAAGGUAAACAUGCUGAUGGCCUGUUUUGGAGUCAAAAAAACGCAAUCAAUCAAAGGGAUGGUCUACGAUAUCUGAAGAAGGAUAUAACAACUCCAAUAAAUGUAAAACUUGCCGUUUUUGAUGGUCAUAUAGAUAUUUGCGAUGAGAAGCCUUUUACAAGCAAUAGUUACUUAUCUGUAACGCAAUUAGACAGAUGGUAUUUAGACCAGGAAAAUGUUGACAGAAAAGAAAUCGCAGAGGGAAAUAUUCGAGGAACUCUAUUCAUGCCAAAAGGUAAAGGACCUUUUAAAGGUAUCGUUGAUCUAUUUGGAACUGGUGGAGGUUUAUUUGAACAUAGAGGCGCAUUAUUCUCUUCAAGAGGCUUUGCAGUUUUAUGCCUCGGUUAUUUCGAUUAUCGGGAUAUACCUCCCAAUAUAGAUAUACCACUUGACUAUUUCGAGGAAGGUGUGAAAUUCCUGGAAAGCCAGGAAAAAGUGGAAAAGGGAGGAGUUGGCGUAAUUGGUUUGUCACUUGGAGCUGAAAUCGCUCUGAUGAUGGUCAAUUAUAUACCGCUUGUAAAAGCCGCUUGCAUUAUAAACGGAACAGCAUUUUUGACUUUUGAAAGGAAGUAUAAGGGUCGUCUGGUUGCUGAGAAAACAACAGAUAUGGACUAUGACAGAAUUGUAAAUACGGAAGAGGGAAUGGUGUUUAAAGGCGUAUCUCAACAUUAUACUCCCGAAUCAGUUCUUCCUCUAAAUCAAACUGCCGAUUGCAGAAUUAUGGUGAUUGCAGGAGAGGACGACUGCAAUACGGACAGCGUAUUAUCAGGUCAUAUCGUUAGGGAUCAAAUUAAGAAAUUAAACUACAAUAAUUUCGAGAUGCUUAGCUAUCCCAAUACUGGUCAUUUAAUUGAGCCCCCCCAUUCACCGCUUUGCAAAGUCUGCUAUCACAAAUACGUUGGUACAAAUUUAAUAUACGGUGGAUCAACUUACGAACACGCAAUGGCACAGAUAGAUUCUUGGAGAAAAAUGAAAAACUUUUUUAAAAAGUAUGUCCCUAAUGGAAAUGUACCAAAGUCAAAUUAUUAG
Dimorphilus gyrociliatus is the source of this 1288-nucleotide messenger RNA. NCBI's taxonomy places the organism in Eukaryota, Metazoa, Annelida, Polychaeta, Dinophilidae. The record is from the annotation of a GenBank genome assembly.